AUGAGCGACACUAAGACCGCCACCGUUGACGGAAGAUUCAAGGCUGUAUGGGCGCUAUUCGACGAUGAUAAAUUGGGUGAGGCCAGAGCCGCGGCCGCUGAACUUCUUCGGGACCCUCAUCUCGGACCUUUCCACCAGGCCGGGAUGCGAUUAAUCAUGAUGAUGACCCCAAGCCCUGGCGUGCAUCAGCACUUGUUUGAGGCGUUUCGCCUCUUCACCGACAAGAACAGUGAUAGCAUGAGUGUCGCUGAGAAAGAAGAAAUUCGGCGGCUAAUCGAGCAUGCACGAAAGAUUAUCGACGGGUGGUUUCAUCGUGAGGUCCAGAAAAAGCUGGACAACGGUUGGACAAUGGGUCAACUCCAGGACCUGGAGAAGAAGGCCUGGGACAAAUAUGUGAAGGGGGAAAAGAUCCCCGGUGUCGUGUAUUAUGACGACGAGGUUCUCCCAGGAUCCGUUAACUACACGAGCAAGGAUUCCUGA
Molecule: messenger RNA, 480 nt
Organism: Fusarium poae
Lineage: Eukaryota; Fungi; Ascomycota; Sordariomycetes; Hypocreales; Nectriaceae
Exons: 3
Coding region: 1-480 (159 amino acids)
Source: RefSeq, a predicted model, not a curated record